AUGCCUUCGGCGGUGUCGAACCAGAGCAACUACUACACCGCCCACCAUCGUCGUCAAUCUUCUCAGUCGCAAACCAACCUGCCAGAUCAGAUCAGAAACCCCGGCCCACAACUCCAGUCGCCUAAUCGAUCAUUGGUAUUCCUCCCCUCUACAGCCUACUCUGCAUCACAGCCUGCGACUCAACGUUCUAGGACGUCAUCACUCUCUAACACGUCAAGGUCAACCUCGAGGCUGGAUUCUGUCACCAAUGAGGAUGUCCAGAAUGACCCACGCGAUUUCUAUCGCCAGUAUCAGGAUCCUUUGGGGAAUUCAUCCCUGGUGGCCCUGCACCAAGAAGCCAUACGAACGGACCCGAUUCAACGGGUAGAAGACCCGCCCGUCACGGCUCGAAAAUCCAGCUUCACCGCCGACGACAGAAUGGCAAGGGGAAUCAAAAACUCGGGGGGUCCUAGGAAGCUAUCGCUGAAUACCCAGACUUUGCCUAACGGGAGUUACGAAGGAGAACAUGCGAAAUCUUCUGGGCCUAUGCCUAAUUCUUUGAAGUCCAGGAAGGCUUCAUUUAAAGAUCUGGUCGCCCGUUUUGAUGCUUCGCCUGACGACGUCCCACCUUUGCCCACACAACAAGUCUCCCGACCCGCCUCGAGAACCGCAAGCCCGAUGCCAUAUGCUUCAGUGGAGAUUUCCCACUCUUAUCACCCGUCAAUUAAGCGAUCGCAAUCAAGAAUGGCAGAUGCUUCGAGGAGAACAGGGAGCGCAUUGGGAUUCAGAGCCGCAUCGAAUGACAAGUCUGGUCACUCCAGAGAUCCGUCCUCUGUUGGCGGGUUGAGUCAAGUAGCCAGCAACCCCGAAGUCCCGGCUGCUGGCCGACAAUUACUGUUUGGUGAGGUACCUUCCUCUGCAGCCAAUCUCCCAGCUGCUCCGGGCUACGGCAUCUACAAUGCUCGCCGGCGACGAGGCUCAGAAGGAUCCCCCAUGCAUAGUCCCAAUCCAAUGUUUCCAGCGAAACGUGGCCAUAUUCAAGCGCCAGGUCUCCCAGUCUCACCUUCGGCGAUGCAAUCCCAUAUGUCUGAGUACGCUUUUAACGGCGAUGCCCAUUUCCGACGUCCACACCGGCGAGCAAGUAGUGAUGUGUCUGGACCGCCUUCGAGGGCCUUCUUGCAAGAUCGAACGCCGUCCCCCAGUGCCCGAGGCGGCAGUCAUAAACAUGCGGCCGAAUCAUCAACGAAAAUAAACGCACAAUCUCGAAUCCCAGUGAGUACAAGACACCAACGUAUCGCAUCAGACUCUGCAACGAUAUCUCCGACUGGUCGUCCAGCUAUUGUCCCUCACCAACAGCUCCCUUUCCGGGCUCUAGAAUCGGGAUUGAAGACAUCAAGUCCUUCUCCAUCAGGAGAGCGAAAGCAGCACAGUCCUAAGCGGCAGCCACGAUCUCCUGUGCAAAUAAAAAGUCCAAAUAACCGUGGGCGCCCCUCUACCACAGCGAAUGGUGAAAAGAGUCCUUCUCUUCGAGCAAAUAUCAUUGCCCCUCCGCCGAAGGUUUCCCCGCCCCUCCGAAGCUCCAGGCCCAGACUCCCCGUGUCCUCUGCCACCACAGCUGCGUCUCGAGCGAAGAUGGCUGAAAAGUUCCAGACCAUGGCCAAGCAACAAAGUGACAGAAAAGCUUUCAGGCGACAGAGACCUCCAGAGCUUAGUGAUAUCGAUCUGAAGGCUCGCCGGCUAAAAAUCACUCAAGCUCUGAGCCGAUCCCGAGAAGGACAGGACCUGAAAGGUGGCAACCCAGAGAAUCGCGGCAACCCGGCCAGUCGGCCAAAUAGUCUGACGCCUUCCUUCGAAGAUUCCGACGGUUCCGACCAGCGACAGGAAACGCUCGAAAUUCCUGCUGUCGUUGUGAAUGAAGCCCCAAUCGACACAUCCGAGGAGCGUGCGUUCUACACCGGCAUCGGAGAGGGCUCACAGGAUCAACGGGCGUUCACCCAAACAGCUUUAAAAAUCGUAGAAGGAAAUGCACAACAUCCGGCUGGUGAGGUGGACUCGCCUACGCUUGGUCAUACUGAGCCUGGCUUCAAUGGAAUUCCGUUCAGCCUGAAUACACAUCUACAACCUACACAUGACGACCAAGAGCCUCAAUCCGCUGUCACAGAGGGUACUGUGGCGACUGAGGCCACCAUGAUCGAUGCCGAGCCGCAAACGGAUACAUCGCGGCUUCAGACUGCUGGGCUGUCACUCCGCAGCCAAAUUAAUGUGCUUCGAAGCCAGGACUCUGCUUCACCCCUGUCGUCCGCUUCCCAGGCGUCCGGCGAGCUUUCUGAUCACGCUGAUCAGGUUUCUGUUCAUCUGAUGCUUCGCGACACAACAUAUCUCGACGACGAUGAAGCUGUCGAGAAAGGUUAUAGGCCCUUGGUAUCUCUGUCUCAGCCGGAGCACACACGCCAGCAAAGCGAAGGAAGGAGUUCGUGGACGUCUUCAAUAGAAGAUACACCCGAAUCCGAGACAGGCGACGAGCCUCACUCCGUUGUCCAACCACCUCCACCGGUCCAGAACGAAGCAGAGGCUGCUCACGUAGAGUCUGAUUCACACUCAGCGUCAGAUCACUUGAGCGUGGGGGAUGGCUCGAAUGGUGAGCACCAUGCAAGUGACGCCUACACGAUAGUGAAUAAAGUUCUCCAGCAGCAAACGUCUUCAGGGGUCGUCGACCAACAGCUCGUAGAUGAUAUUUAUCAUCGCAUCAUUCAGGCUUCGCCGGAUUUGGCCGACGUGGAGAACGUAGAUGAGGAGAGAGUGCAGCGGUUGUGUCUGGAGGAGCUAGAAGAGUAUACUCGUCAAUGGGAUCAGCUCGAAUCUUCACGUCCGCAAUCACCGGAGUCUUUUCAGGCCGAAGCAGAACCAUUGUCCAGUCAUAACACGGGCGAAAACAAUUAUGACAAUAACACCAGAUCCCCAGAGAUUCACGCUUCAAGUCAAGUCACCCAACCGCCGCCGCCAUUGCCACCAUCAAGCUUCCGAGCGCAUCAUCGAUACAAAUCUAGCUUGGACAGUGCAGAAGACUGGGCUGAGACUUCUCCAUCAGUUGGCGAUUGGAUGCAGUUUGCUCUGAAAUCACCGACUGAAGAAAGGCAACCAUCUGCCUUGGCCCACGAGAUCUUCUCAGAGGCUGGAUCAAGAACCUCGACAACCGAAGCCUAUCAGGACGUCAAGCAUGAAGAACUCGAACAGCGGACGGACGAUUCUCUACCAGGGGGUGCUGAAAGCAACAUUCCACGCCCACCAUCUCAUUCUCCACCACCGCCUCCGCUCGUGAAAAUGCCCACCAUUGAUCAGACUUCUUGGUCUGCCCCAACAGGCAUAAGACCAGCCAUGCCCCAAACUGCUCCACCAGCUAGGCCGCUCACAGCAUUUUCUCAGAUAUCUGCCAGAUCAAGCAUGGAUCAGCAGACGAUACAAUCCAGCUCGCAUAAUACUCGGCCCUCAAUCGAUGACCAAAGUCCCGAGCGACGGCGGCUGAAACAAAGAAGACACGUCCUUAAAGAGUUGGUGGACACUGAGUAUACCUACGAAAGAGACAUGAGAGUCUUGUGCGAUAUCUACAAGCAAACUGCUAUUGCCGCCAUAAAUGACGAGGAUAUCAAGAUUAUAUUCGGCAAUGUGGAUCUCGUACAACAGUUUUCCAAAGACUUUCUGGCUUAUUUGAAGCAGGUCGUCAGGCCAGCUUAUAUAAUGGAAAGAUCUGAUCGACGAAAGGACGGCAAUCGAACCUCUACAGUCCAGAGCUCUGCAGCUUCUUUUGAUGGCAGUGGCGAAUUGAACGACUUUGAGCGCGACGAACUUACACGGGUGGGCACCGCGUUUGAAGCGUCACUGGUUGACAUGGAGAAAGUCUAUACCGACUAUAUUCGAACGCGGCAUGCUGCAAACAAGAGGUUGGAGGCGCUGCAGUCGUCAGCCGCUGUACGAGAGUGGCUUAAAGAAUGCAGCGAGAACUCGAGCGACAUUACCAAUGCUUGGAGUUUGGAUGCACUUCUUGUCAAACCAAUACAGCGCAUCACCAAGUAUCCUCUCCUACUCAAUCAGCUUCUGGAGGCGACGCCGAAUACUCAUCCUGACGUCGAAUUUAUCCGCAGAGCUGCUCUUGAGGUGACUGAGGUCAAUGUCCGGAUCAACGAAGUCAAGAAGCAUACUGAGCUUGUCGACCAGGUACUCAACCGCAAGCGGAAAGAGUCCGAUGUUCGAAAUGGCUUGACCAAAGCGUUUGGUCGGCGUGCAGAAAAACUAAGGCAACAUGUGGGCAUCAAUGAAAUAUAUGAGGAUCCAGAGUAUACCAAGCUCAAGAUCAGCUAUGAUAACAACAUUGCGCACCUUUUCUUGGUUACGAAGGACUGUCAGGGCUAUAUCGAAGAGAUCACCAAAUGGGUUAAUCGCCUGUGUGAGUUAGCAGCCGCAGCCGAGGCCUGGGUUGAUGUUGGACACACGAACCACACGCAAGCCGAGAGUAAACUUCGACAGUUUGCUAUUGUUGUUCGAGGCGUCAAUUCGAUUGCACUUCCCGACCACAAUGAGCAGGUCAUACGACGCGUUGUCCAGCCUAUGGAAAAGACGGCCGCGAUGCUGGAGAGGUUUAGAUCAGAUUCCAAAGGACUGAUUCAGAAGCGGGACAAGCGGCUUCUAGACUACAAUCAAUUCAAAAACAAGAAAGACAGAGGCGAAAAAAUUGACAAGAAGAUGACCGAGCGUAUGGAACAAUGGGAAGCUCUGAACCUCGAAGCCAAAGAGAGAAUGAAGCGACUUCUCCGAUCAACGGCUGAUCUUGUUCACGCUUGUCAGGCCAACCUUGUGCAACUGCACCUCAAUUGGUUGGCCAUGUGCCGGCAAAAAUUCUCGGCCGCAAUGGAGAUUCCCUUAGACAAGUUGGAAAAGGCCGAUCUAAUCAAAGACUGGCAAGAAGACUUUGAUUUCCAGGAAGCAACUGCACUGUCCCUGAGCAUCUGCAACGGGUCAUUGCUUGCAGAGGCGGUUAACAUGGUUUCGUUCUUGACUCCCGGGUCGACACUGAUGGGUGAUGAGUCCCCCCGUCAACCGUCAUGGAACAGCGCUCCAAAGCGAUCUGUAUCAACGUCGGAAGAUAUGCCCCCGUUGCCAUUGAAGGACCACUAUCACCGGAACAGUGGAGGCCCCAUGAGUUCUCAAAGUGACGACCACACCGAAUGGAGUUCUUCCACAUUUGCCAAUGGGCGCAUCCGGACCGGCUCAGCUGCAUCUGGACGGAUCCCCAAAACUCCUGAGACAGGAAGUCGAGGUGUCUCUGCAUCUCUUCAUACUGUCAACAGCACGAAUGUAUCUCGACCAGGGACUAGUCCAGGACUCUCGGCAGACAGCAUCCAGCCAGCUCCUCGACUGAGCUUCGAGGCGCCCUCCCCAUCACUCGGUGAAUUAUUAACCGAAUCUCCCAUGGCCGUGCGUCAUGUAUCCUCAUCUACAUUCUAUUCGGCGUCUCCGGGACCAAAUCAGUCACAACUCCAUCUGCCGACCACAAGUGGAGCCAGUAUAUUCUCUUCCGCCAUGCCCAUGGAAGAGAAUGUGGAGGUGGAGACACCACCGACGAAUCCAGAGCCACGAAGAGAGCCCGGGGUUCUGUUCACUGCAGCUAGCGUCUACGAGUUUAAUAUCGACCGCUCCCGGCAGCAAGGCGGGUUCCGUUAUCUCACAUACGUGAUUGGGGAGAUCUUCGACAUUAUUGCUGAACAUGGAGAAUUGUGGUUGGCGAUCAACCAAGACGAUCCGACAAGAGAAAUUGGCUGGAUCUGGAACAAGCACUUCGCUAAAUUGGCGGAAUGA
This is a messenger RNA of Fonsecaea erecta, 5829 nucleotides long. RefSeq lists its product as hypothetical. Gene Ontology annotation, biological process: intracellular signal transduction. Gene Ontology annotation, cellular component: cytoplasm. The transcript has a single exon. The coding region runs from base 1 to 5829 and encodes 1942 amino acids. Gene Ontology annotation, molecular function: guanyl-nucleotide exchange factor activity; protein binding. The record is from RefSeq and is a predicted model, not a curated record. Lineage: Eukaryota; Fungi; Ascomycota; Eurotiomycetes; Chaetothyriales; Herpotrichiellaceae.